AUGGUUUUGUCAUCAAUUUUUAUUAAAAUAUCUUUUGUUUGUCAAAUAGAUGUUCAGGAGUCUCCUGGUAGUAAUAGAAAUAAUAUAGGGUGGAAAAAUUCUUAUAUAAAUAAAUCAUCUGAUACAUUUCCUUAUGAUGCUAUUGUUAGAUUUUCAUAUAUUCCACAAGAAAAUGAUGAAUUAUCUUUGACACCAGGGGAUAUUGUUAGAGUACUAGAUAAAGGUGAAGAUAAUGGAUGGUUGUUUGGGUCAAUUAAUGGUACUAAAGGUGUCUUUCCAGAUUCAUAUAUUGAAAGAAUUUCUGACACACCAGAGAAUAUUGAUAAAAAAAGAACUCCCUCAGAGAGUGGUAGUACAACUAGCAGUCAUUUGAAUAAUACAUCAAUAGAAAGUGAAUUAGAUAUUGCAUUAGUUGCAUUUGACUAUGUAGCGUCUCGUGAUGAUGAAUUAACAUUAAAAAAAGGUGAUAGAAUUCUGAUUAUUGAACGUAAUAAUGUUGAAGAAGGGUGGUUUAAAGGCAAACACCUAACAACAAAUAAAAUCGGGGUUUUUCCAGCAAAUUUUACAAAAUAUCGUGAAAUACCAAUACCUGAAACACCUGUUCAUCGUAAACCACCAAUGCCAGCUCCAAAUAGUUCAAUAUCUAGUGUUAUUCCACCAGCAUUACCACAAAAACCUAAAUCAGUUUCAACACUAGUAACACAAUUAAACUCUUCAUCAUCUAUAACAUCCUCACCAACAUCAUCUCUGUCAUCAAUAGCUGCUCAACAAAAUAUGACAAUUCCAAGUAAUAUAUCAUCUAAUGCAACAAUGACAACACAAGACAAUAGCAAUGCUGCUCUUAAUAAUACUAACGGAUGUAUGAAUAAUUCUAGUAAUGUUAGUCGAUGCCUUAGUCCUAGCAAAGACAUUAACAAUCAAAAUUUAAACGCAGAUUGUACUCAAUCAAGAAAUAAUAAUAAUAAAAGUCCUGACAAUAUUAGUAAUAAUAUGUCUCAUACUCCUGGAAAUAAUAAAAUGAAUAGGAUAAGUUCACCUUUAGAUGGUGUUUCUGUUGCUGAUAGGAGAAAUUUAAUUGGUUCAAAAUUAAAAUUUGAUCCAAUGAAUACUGGUAGAUUUUCUUUAGGUGGAGGAAUGAUGACAUCUCUUAAUACAUCACUAGGACAUGAUCAAUCCAAUGAUAAUAAUUUACCAUCACCUGGAGGUAGUAAAAAUCCUGAAAGUUUAUCUGAAGGAGGUGGACUUUUUGAUAAUAAACCAACAGCAAAAUUACUUGGACCAACAGUAAAUAGAAUUAAACCAGUAGGUAAAAGGCCACCAUCUGCAAUGUUUAUAAAAAACCGGUACACUGCAAUUGAAGAAACAAAUACUCCUGAGAUAGAAAAAAAAUUUGACAGAUCUGUAUCACAUUUAUCUACAAAUGUCCUCUCUCCCACGAUUGGUAGUAAUGUUGACGACAAAGUUAUUCUUAGAAAUAAAUCUCCUACCCUUCCAUCAUAUAGUAAUGAAGGUUAUGUUACAAGAAAAGAAUAUGAUGAGAAGGUAAAUCAAUUAACAAGUGAAAUUGAAUCUUUAAAAAGUCGUAUUAAGGAUUUAGAGUUAAGAAAAUAA
This is a messenger RNA of Strongyloides ratti, 1611 nucleotides long. Its product is annotated as BcDNA.GH03163. NCBI's taxonomy places the organism in Eukaryota, Metazoa, Nematoda, Chromadorea, Rhabditida, Strongyloididae. The transcript has 5 exons. Gene Ontology annotation, molecular function: protein binding. The coding region runs from base 1 to 1611 and encodes 536 amino acids. The record is from RefSeq and is a predicted model, not a curated record.